Carassius auratus (goldfish) is the source of this 2583-nucleotide messenger RNA. RefSeq names its product complement C1q-like protein 3. The transcript is spliced from 2 exons. Bases 719 to 1483 code for a protein of 254 amino acids. The record is from RefSeq and is a predicted model, not a curated record. Gene Ontology annotation, molecular function: protein binding. NCBI's taxonomy places the organism in Eukaryota, Metazoa, Chordata, Actinopteri, Cypriniformes, Cyprinidae.
UCAAUGUUAAUGAACACCAGGUUCCCCACAGAGUGUGACAACAAGUCCGUUAUAUUUUAUAAAGAGUGUUGAACAGUCUAGAUGUGCGCUUAAACGGCGUUUUUCUUUUUUUUCGAUCUGUGUCUGUCCUGUGUGGAUGUCUGAUGUGUGAUUUAGCGUUUUGGUGUGUUCUGAGAGCGCUGGAUCUCUCCCUCCCUCUUUUUCUCUCAUGCCCUGCGCUGAGCGCACACUCCCACAGAGCGACUCAGAUCUUCAUGACAUCCAACUUUAUCCAGCUCAUCCCGUCUUUUUGUGCACAGUGGAAAGACUUUAAAAGCGACGGAAUGAUUUCAGGCUGUGGUCGAGUCUCUUAGGCAGCUUUUCUCGUCUAUCAGUGGAGUUUUUUUUUUCUUUGCGCGUCCACAUGUGGAGAGACGCUGCGCUUCCGGAGAGAUGCUGAUGCUGAAGCGGGGCUGUGAGUGAGCCAACAUCAGCAGAAAAGAAGUUAAGUUAGAAAAGAAUCAAGAGGGGGGGAAAGGAGAAGCUUCUGUGGUACAAGCCAGAAGUUCGUUAACAAAACCAAUCGGUCUUUUUUUUUUUUUUUUUUUUUUUUUUCAUCUGAAGAGGUACCUCACCAACCUUCAAAAUUUCGCCCAAAAGCAGACAGGAGGAUCGGCCGGUGCUGACGCGACUCGUCGUCAGGAAGCGGCUGAUCGUGGCUGGGGUGCUCGGUGUGGUCAUGGUCCUGGUGCUGGUGAUCCUGAUCCCGGUUUUGGUGAGCUCUGCCGGGACAUCCGCGGCACACUACGAGAUGCUCGGCACCUGCAAGAUGGUUUGCGAUCCUUACGGUACCAAAUCCCCGACCAGCACGGUCCCAGCAGACCCUGCCCGGGACAGCAACCUUAUGCAGUCUUUGCCAACUUUAAUACAAGGUCCGAAAGGUGAACCGGGACGCCCGGGUAAAGUGGGGCCGAAGGGCCCUCCCGGUGAACCCGGACCCCCUGGACCUCCCGGAGAGAAGGGGGAACCGGGACGACCUGGAUUACCCGGGCAGCCGGGACCAAACAUGGCAACCGGCGCCAUCAGCGCGGCCACCUACAGCACCGUGCCCAAAAUCGCCUUUUACGCAGGGCUCAAAAAGCAGCACGAGGGCUACGAGCUGCUGAAGUUUGAUGAUGUGGUCACGAAUCUCGGGAAUCAUUACGACCCGACCACGGGCAAAUUUACCUGCUCCAUACCGGGAAUAUACUACUUUACGUACCAUGUUCUCAUGCGAGGAGGAGACGGAACCAGCAUGUGGGCUGAUCUGUGCAAGAACAACCAGGUCCGUGCCAGCGCCAUCGCCCAGGACGCAGAUCAAAACUACGACUACGCCAGCAACAGCGCAGUUCUUCAUCUGGAGCCCGGAGACGAAGUCUACAUCAAACUAGACGGGGGUAAAGCCCACGGGGGCAACAACAACAAGUACAGCACCUUCUCUGGUUUUAUUAUAUACGUCGAUUAGGACAUACGUACCUACUCCAGAUGGUCUCGAUCUCGUCCUCCUCUGCUAUUCCUCUUCCUUGCUUUCUUUCUUUUUUUCUUUUUUUUUUUGCAUAAUUUUCCUUUGGGCCCAGGGCAAGCACACAAGACCUGCUCAAACACCCCUCAUCAUUAGUCUCUAGAUGUGGGCUUGAAGGCAGAACUCUUUGCCCUGCAAUCCAAAAAUCAAGGAAGAACCCCCCAAAAAAAGGCCCGGAGAAAGAAGCACUUCAUCACAGAGGAAACGAAGCUACCGAGGAGUUUACUGUGUGUCUUUCUAUGUCUGUGGCCAUCAAAGAAGCCUGUGAGAUGUUUUCUAACAUGUACAGUAACCUGACAUACUGUAAUCAGCUAUAUGUGCAAUAACGUAAAGUAGGAUAUUUGUUAUUCAAAAACCAUCUCGUCAUACCUCACUAGUCAGAAUGAGUUGCAUAUCAUGAAGCAUUAGCCCAAAUUUCCUCAUCAUCCAUGUCCAGUGUAACCUGACCAAAAUGAUCCUCUUGUGUUCCUCUUGAAUACUAUUUAUCUGCUAAAUCGACAGCAUUCCCUGACUGUUCGUGAGUGCUAAUUAUGAAUUAGGGACACAAAACAAAACAAUAUACCUUGGUGGUAAUGGCUUGCAGUGAAAUAAUAUUCCAGAAUUGCUAAAGCUUUCAGCAUUUUACUUUUAGUCUCCAGGGUCAGGGUGUCAAAAGCCCUUUUUUUUUUAAUGUGUAAUGUUAGCCGGCAUCUUUUAUUGCACACAGACGUACUAGACCAAGAAGGAAUAUGUUUCUUGUGAUAUUUAGAGCACUAUGCAGAGUAUGGGUGUUAAUAUGUAAAUGUGUAUCUAUCUUCAGAGAUUUCCAGAAUGUGAUUAAUAAUAUUGCCUGUUAUUUUUAGUGUAAAUAUGGAAAUGGGUUUCUUUAUUUUUUUUCAUGAAUGUGCAUCAGGUGAGCGUUAUGUAUCUGUGUCACUCUCAUCUCCAUGUUGGGAUGGCAGGGAAUGUGUGUGAUGAAUUAUUAUCCAAGGAUUAUUUUUCUUUUCCUGUCCUGCUGCUGUAACCCCUCAAACAUAUUUUCCAUUAAAUGGAAAUUUGAUCAG